UAUAUAGUUUACGUCACAUAUACUGUAGAUUUUCAGUACUGACAGUAAAUAUCGGAACGCAGUCCCAAUAGAAUGAAUUUAGAUGAAUUUUGUGGAUGGAGAUUGGCCGAAUUUUAGAUUGCCACACAUGGCGCAAGAAAAUGUAGGAACAUUUGCUUCGACGCGAUUGGUCACUCUGCAAUGCAUCCGUUGUUCGAAAAAUCAAACGAAUUCAGUGUCGUAAUCAAUCGGAACUCCGUAUGUAUACAGUGGACGGAGGACGGAGGGUCCUCUGUAAUAUUUGGUUUUAUAAUUCUGUCUUUUAAAAUCUGAUAAAACAAAGUGAUACUCGACAACCAUGGAGCUGUGGGAAAAAGUUAUCUUGGAAUGGAUCAAUUGCUUGAAAGUACAGGAAGAAACAGUAAAAAGUAUAACUGAACUACAAGAUGGAAUAUUUUAUAUCAAUUUCCUCAAAUUAAUAAAAUGGAAGCAGCUGAAAAACUUUAAUCAGGAAGAUAUCACAAAAUUUAUAGAAGAGGAAUAUCCUACUUUUAAAGUCAAUAAGGAAGACAAUGCAGAACAUAUAUAUAUAGCGUCUUUGUUAUUGCUGCAUUUGUGUCGAGUACCGUUUGAAAUACAUAAUUCUCUGCAAUACAACAUGUGCGAUAACUUGAAAAACGAAAUACAAAUGAGAGUUAAAGCCUUCCUCGAGAACGUUCUGCCUAUUGGCAAGGAAAUUACCAAGGAAACUAUGAAAGAAGUUAUUAUGGAAGUAGAGGAUACAUCAACAACUAUAGAUAAUUAUAGAACGCCACCCUCUGAAAACUUUUUCAAUUCGCCUUUAACACGAUCUGGACGUAGCCAAAGAAUUAUGAUCGAACGAGUUCGAGAGCUAAGAGAUUUGAAAAGUAGUUUGGCAAUAGAACGAUACACUAAUGCAGAUUUACGAGAUGAUAUAUCAAGACAAUAUGAUAAAAUAAAGAAGUUAGAGAAGAAGCUUGAAGAAAAAUCGGCAAAGAUAAAGGAAUUGCAAGCGGAACGAUUUAAACCAAUCACUCCUCAGCCAAGCCGUAUAAAAGAAAAUUCACAAGAAGAUUACUAUAAGAGGUAUAUUAAUGACUUGGAAAAUCAAUUAACUAGACAGCAAGAUGAAAUUAACAGACUAGAAGCAGAGAAAGAUGAUGUAUCAAAGGAGUUAAGUUGUGUGCGUAGGACAGCUAAACAUUAUAAGGAAAACUUUACAAAUUCUGAACGUUCCUUAGAAUCAUUAUCAAAUACAAUUGAAUUAAAGGAUAGAGAAUUAAUAGAACUCAGAAUGUACAAUGAAGAAUUACGCGCACAUAUUAAAGAACUAAAUAAAAGUGCUAGUCCAGAACAAAGUUUCGAAAUUGAAGAUGCCUUAUUUUCUGCUGCUAAGUCGUUUAAUACUAGUGAAGUUUUGAGUUCUGUGAUUGAUAUCCAACUCCAAGAAGCCAAAGAAGAAUCCGCUAUAUUGCAUGCUCAAGUUGAUUCUUUAAAAGGAAGAUUUGAUAUUCUUACAAAAGAUUACAGGGCUGCAAUGGAUUCUAACAGAAAUUUGCAGGAAAAAGUAAAGAUACUAGAUGGGGUGCAGGCGGAAUUAAAUCAUCUUCGGGACGAAUUGAAUGAAUCAAAUACAACUGUUGCGAGUUUACAGGCAGAGAAAAUCUCUCUUGUUACUCAAAUUGAAGAUUUCAAAAGUUCACUUUUAUUUAAGGAGCAAAAAUUAUCUGAAACAGAAGAGUCAAAUACUAAACUUAAUACGGAACUGAAUAACUUAAAUCUAGACGUGAAAAAUUUGAACGAAUUGCUUGAAAAUGAAAGAACAAGUUCUUUGAAUUUAAAUGCUAUUCUAGAACAAACAAAAUUGCAAAUGACAGAACAUAUUGCAAAUUUGAACGAAUUGCUUGAAAAUGAAAAAACAAAUUCUUUGAAUUUAUAUGCUAAUCUAGAGCAAACAAAAUCGCAAGUGACAGAACAUAUUGCAUGCAUACAUAAACUUAUUGAAGAAAAAGAUUCAUACAAAUGUACUAUUGAAGAAUGUAGUAAAAGUUUAAAAAAUAUUUUACAUUGUGACAAUCCGUUUAUACACGUUAAUACUGAUUUAAAUAACUUGACUCUUAAUGACCUUACAGAAUAUAUUGAAAUAAUGUUACACAAUUGCAAUGCAAUGCGCAUUUCGUAUGAAAAUGAUAUCGGAAAAUUAAGAACUACAAUAGAUGAAAUAAAUACAAACCUAUGUAAACAACAAUUAACUAUUACAUCUCUAGAAGAACAGAAUAGGCAGAAUCUUAUGAAGUUAACUAACAUCGAGGAAGAGAAAAAGCAAAAGGAUUUAUUAUUGAAUGAACAGAAGGAAAUUAUCCAUACACAUUCACAAGAAAUCAAAAUUCUAAAAGAAGUUAGAAAUGAGAAACUCAUUUUAGAACAAAAUGUACAUGAACUGACAAAUAAGUUGACAACUCAAGAAUUUUUAUUGAAGUGUAUUAUAACACAGUUAGAGAACUUACGAAACAUAGAUAAAGAUCUCAAACUAAUGAAAGAAGAAACUCAUCAAAACUUUAAUGAAUAUAAAAACAAUGUUGAACUAACGUUUGAAAAGUUGCAACAAGGAUAUUGUGUAAUGCAUCACAAAUAUUAUGAAGUACAACAAGAAAAAGAGAAAUUAGAGUAUAAUUUUAAUUCUAAAAAGGAAGAAUUGUCAAAAAUUCAAGUGAUAAAUACUACAUUGCAGCAAAAUUUAUUAGAAAGCAAAGAAAAGAUAAGCACUUUGGAAGAGAAGAAAAGAAUUCUUUUUGAUGAAUUAAAUGAUUUAAAACGCAAUGUACAAGAAUUAAAAGAUAUAAAUCAAACGUUAGAAGAACAAUAUGCAGCAAUGAAAAUUGAAAAAGAUUAUAAGCUGGAAAGUCUCAAGUCAGAUAAUGCUAAAAUAUUACUAGAGUUAAAAGAUAGCACUGAUAAGCUCAAUUUAUUACAUCGAGAAAUGAGUGAUACAAUGACGCAGAUAGAAUUAAAAGAAACACAAGUUAACGAUUUACUUUUGAAUGUUUCAACCUUAAAAACAGAGAAGAAUGAUUUAAUGCGUUCUCACGAGGAACUACUUGAAACCAAAGAGAAAGAAUUAGUAAUGAAAGAAAAGGCAUUAUUGACAUUACAGACUAAAAUAGAAAAGCUGGCGAGUGAAGCAAACAUCACCGAGAAGAAGAUGAAAGAAAUAAUUAUCAAUCUUCAAGAAGUAAGAUCUAGUCAAGAUGCUGUCUUGGCAACUCAAGAAACAGCUCUGAAAGAGAAGUGUCUGUACAUAGAGGAACUUCAAGAACAGUUUGAUAAUUCCAAAGAGAUCCUGAAUAAAGAACUUGAAUCUGCAAAAUCAUCAUUGCAUGAAAAUCAAGCAAAAUUCUUCGAUCUAGAAAAUCAGCUUAAUAAUCAAAACAAAACUAUAGCAGAAUUGCAAGACAUGCUCAAAACAGUGAAUGCAGAGCUUGAAGCAAGUAAAGAAUAUUGCAAACAUAUGGAUGCAAACCAAGCAGAAAUUGUGAAGUUGUGUCAAGAGUUGGAGAAUCCGACAAAAAAUUUGAAUUCUACGAUAACAGAUAUGUGUUCAGAUUUUAAUUUGCAUGAUGUAACACAAAACGAGUGUAUAAAUAUAGAGGAUAAAUACAAGUGCAUUAAUACCUACAAUAAUGCAAAUAUUUUGAAUAUUAUUAAGAUGACUCUUGAUGAAUUGCACAAAUCUCAGAAAAUUAUUUCACAUUUAUCUUGUACAAAUGCUGAAUUGAACAAGAUUUUGGUAAAACAAGAAGAAGAACUUAUAGAAAACAGUGUAAAAAAUCGUGAAGAAGUCUGUAGUCUUAAGAAUAAAAUACGAGAAUUGGAAAUAAUAGCACAAAAACGGAAUAAUUAUCUGAAAAGUCUUAUAAAAAAUAAAGAAUCUUUAAAGGCUUCUUUACAGAAAGUUUUCGUGACACAGAAUGAUUUAGAUGUUAUUUUAACAUCGUCCAAACAAAAGUGGAAUGAAAUACUGACGAAAUUUCAAGAUAUUUUUCAUACUGACUUUGUUUGCGAUGAAUUUAAACAAUUGCAAAUUAAAAAGGCAAACCUCGAAAAUACAUUCUUGAAGUGUCAAGUUGAUUAUUCAGAGAACAUCAAAUCUAUAUCUGAUAUUUUAUGGGAAAAGUUCUUGUGGACAGAACAAAAAUUACACGAUACUUAUUUAUGUUCAGCGCAUGAAAAAGAGUGUUUAGAUAUAUUAACAAGUAUAGAAGAAGAUCAAUUUUGUAAUGAAAAAGCAAGAAUUGAUAUCAAACUAGAAAAAUUUAAGGCAUUACAAACUGAUUUAAUGAAGUCUGAUGAAGAAGUAGAAUCUUUCACUACUUUAGCCACUUUUUGCGAUAAUAAUUUAAAAUCUGGUGAAAUCAAGAGUCAAGUAGAGAUAGAAAAGAAACUACAAAGUCAAAUUAAUCAGCUGACAAAGGAAAAGAAAGAUCUUAAAACUAAAAUGGACACUAUGCGCUUGAGGAAUGUGAAAUUAGAGAAAAACAUUGAUGAUCUUCGAACAGAAAUCAAGAAAUUAAAAUCGUCAACAGAAGCUAACUUAAUCUCUGAGGAAUCUGAAGUGCAAUCUUUAAAAGAAGAGUUAGAGCAUUUGAAAAACCAGAAUCAACAGCUACAUAAAGAGCAAGAUGAGUUAAACAAGAUGGCAAAGCAAAAAUUUGAAAGCCAGUUAAAAGAGAUUCAUGUUACAUAUGAACAAAAACUAGAAGAUAUGAAACAACAAGUGAAAACAGCCUAUAAUGAGCAAAUAACGAAGCUAAACAAGGAUCAAGAAAAGAUUGUGCAAGAUAAAUUGCAGAAUCAAAUGGAAAUAAUGUGCCAGAGACAGAGAGAAGAACUUGACAAAUACAAAGCACACAUUGGUGGAUUAAGUGCGCAACUUUGGAGUGUUGGAGAAAAACUUCUAAGCGAGCAACAACAGAAGCAAGACGCAUUACAGUGUUUAAAAGAACUACAAAUUAAAAUAAAAGAAUUACAAGCGGAUGAACCAUUAGCCACAAUUUCGCGUAAGACUUGCAGAAUGGAGGAGCAAGAAAUAUUACCUGAAAACACACAACAAAUACAUAAAACACAUAAAGUAACAACACUUAUAACUGAAGAAACACUCGAAAGGAGGCACAGUAUUAGAAGCAUGCAAGCAAUGGGUGAUGUAUUCAAAACGGAGGAUGAGGAAGAAAUUUUUGACAACGUUUAUUUAGAGACAUUUUUUUUUAUUCCAGCUGAUAUGAAAAGAGGUAAUUUCGGGACUGUCACAGAUGUCAACCGUUUGUCCGUUUUACGAAUGAGAAAUUCUCUUUGUAAGCCUCAUCUAAAAUCAUCUUAUCCGACAGAAAUACAAUUCUUGCCUCCAACGUUAACUGAGGAAGAGAUUAAAACAGGCUCCCCAGAAGAGAAUUUUAAUGAUAGCCUUAGCCAAAGUCUUCUACCAGAACAAAAAGCUAGGAAAAAAGAUAGAUCUCAGAUAUCUUAUAAAAAGCCUGGUCCUCCAACACCAAGUAAAAAUGGAGGGAGAUUAUCACUACAGGGUAGUGAAUUAAGAAGCCCAAGUUCCCGUGUAUUGAGAGAACGAAAUGUGGAUAGAAAGACAACAACCACUCCUCAUUCGUUGAAGAAUAUAUUUUCGCUGAAACGGCAAGACGAAAACGCAACUGGCACGCCAAAACGCAGACUCAGUAGUCUUUUUCGCAAACCUCGUUUACAAUCGGAUCGAUGAAUAAAUACUAUGAUCAUACUAUUACGUAUAAAAAAUAACAAUAUGUUAGCAUAACAGCAAAAUUAAGAGCUCGCAAUAGUUACACCACAAAUUAUAUUAAUUUAUAUAAAUAUUGCAGAUGUGUCACGUAGAGUAUAUAUAAAGUAAGAAAUUAUAAUUUGUAAUUUAUAAUUUGUAAUUUUACUACAUAACUUUUUAUUUUUAUUAUGUGACCCGACAUUAUUCUGCAUUGGAAGAUUGAGAAUUAUUGUAACUUUUUGCAAUAAUGUGUAAAUAGAAUGUGUUACAUAAAUAAUUAACAUUUUAUAAAUUUAUAUGAAAUAUUUAAUUGUAUAAAACAUUAUCACAAAAUGUACAGGAAAAAUGAGAUGUAAUUAUAUAUUAUAAAAGUAUAGCUAUUUGUCACGUCUCUACAAUGCCUUCACACAAAUAAAACUACUUAUAAUA
This is a messenger RNA of Monomorium pharaonis (pharaoh ant), 6211 nucleotides long. It is a transcript of the gene mud, whose product is annotated as putative leucine-rich repeat-containing protein DDB_G0290503. The record is from RefSeq and is a predicted model, not a curated record. The transcript is spliced from 11 exons. Bases 338 to 5764 code for a protein of 1808 amino acids. NCBI's taxonomy places the organism in Eukaryota, Metazoa, Arthropoda, Insecta, Hymenoptera, Formicidae.